This is a messenger RNA of Arachis ipaensis, 705 nucleotides long. Lineage: Eukaryota; Viridiplantae; Streptophyta; Magnoliopsida; Fabales; Fabaceae. The record is from RefSeq and is a predicted model, not a curated record.
AUGACCUUGACUCCUGGAAUCAGUUCUAGUCAUCCAAAUCAGUGCUGUAAACUGAUGAAAUCACUGUAUGGUUUGCGCCAAUCAAGUCGUAUGUGGUAUGAAAAAUUAUCCAAACUUUUAAUUUCUUAUGGUACCAGCAGCCUCUAUCUGAUUACAGCCUUUUUGUCAAAUUUUAUUGGUGCUAAAGUUUCUAUUUUAUUGGUGUAUGUUGAUGAUAUUGUCUUCACUGGCAAUUCUAUUUCUGAGAUGACUACCAUCAAAUCUAUUUUAAAUCAGCAUUUGAAAAUCAAAGAUUUGGAUAUUCUUAAAUAUUUGUUGGGUAUUAAAGUUGCUCAUUCUGCUCAAGAAAUUUCUUUAUCUCAAAGAAAGUAUUGUGUUGAUUUAUUGGAAGAUUCUGGUUUGUUGGGUGCUAAACUAGCAUCUGUUCCCAUGGACAAUUCUACAAAGUUGCAUCAAGACAGUAGCCAUUUACUUCCUGAUCCUUUAAUUUAUCGUCGUCUUGUUGGCCGCCUCCUCUACCUUACUAUUACCUGGUCUGACAUUACAUACGCUACGCAGCAGCUUAGUCAAUUCAUGGCUUUUCCGACUGAAUCUCACUUUCAUGCAGCAAAUCGGGUUUUGAGAUACUUGAAGUCUAAUCUAGGCAGAGGUAUUUUCUUUCCCGUGACUCUUCUGUUCACAUAUGUGGAUUCAGUGAUUCUUUAA